UGUGACCAUCAAAGAAACAUUUUCGACGACCUUGUGGAACACUACCACUGCAACGGCUUAUAAGGUCAUAACUUCGACGAAAACUGCCACAUCGCAUGUCCCUACCCCUUCACCGACGACGGAGACUUCUUACGUGCCUACUCCCUCGCCCACGACGGACACGACUUAUGUGCCUACCCCUUCGCCGACGACGGAGACAUCGCAUGUCCCUACCCCUUCACCGACGACGGAGACAUCGCAUGUCCCUACCCCUUCGCCGACGACGGAGACGUCUUAUGUGCCUACCCCUUCGCCGACGACGGAGACGUCUUAUGUGCCUACCCCCUCGCCUACGACAGAUACGUCUUAUGUGCCUACCCCCUCGCCCACGACAAAGACGGACACGUCUUACGUGCCAACAACAAUCAUCUCGCCAACGACUGACAUUUCCAUCGUGCCGACUACCAUCACCAAGGCACCGAACCCAUGCCCAACAACAUGCACCGCGUAAGUCUUCUCAUCUUAAGAAUCCAUAAGAAAACCUUGCAAUAGAAUAAUCACUAACGCUGCAAAAGCUCUGCCGGCACUGUGAACCUGUUCUACUGGCCAACCGACGGCCACAGUUACCCAACCACCUAUGUCAACU
Aspergillus campestris IBT 28561 is the source of this 625-nucleotide messenger RNA. RefSeq lists its product as uncharacterized. Bases 96 to 515 code for a protein of 139 amino acids. The transcript has a single exon. The record is from RefSeq and is a predicted model, not a curated record. NCBI's taxonomy places the organism in Eukaryota, Fungi, Ascomycota, Eurotiomycetes, Eurotiales, Aspergillaceae.